GUGAAUUUGAUUAGAGUCUUCAGAUGCGGGAUUCCAUUUGACAUUUAUGCUCCCAAUUUAAAAUUUCUUUUAGAAGUUAGAUGCUCCACAAAUGAAUGUUGUUGUAGGCAGAAAGAAAGUCGAAACUUGGAUUGUCUUUGGAAGACCCUGCAUAUGCAACAUCUGCCACACCUCUGAUGCAAGAAUUAAAAAAGGUGUCGUUGCCUGUCGAGCCUGCUGCAUUGCCUGUCAAGCCUGCUUCAUUGCCUAUCAAGCCUGAUUUAUUGCCUGUCAAGCCUGCUACAACAGUAGAACUCAUGAGAGACUGUUUGAGAUCUCUCAGGCACCAACACAAGGAUGAUGAUGCCAAAGUGAAAAGGGCCUUCCAAACUCUUCUAAUUUAUGUCAGAAAUAUUGCAAACAAUCCUGAUGAAGGAAAAUUCAGGAAGAUCCGACUCAGUAAUCCAGCCUUCCUGGAUAGAGUUGGGAUUUUCAAAGAAGGUAUCGAAUUUCUUGAGCUCUGUGGGUUUGAGAGAGUUGGAGGUGGCAAUUUUUUGUGUAUUCCCCCAGAGAAGACUGACAUGGCAGUACUUCGAUCAGCUGGCCAAGUGUUGAAUUCUGCUUUAACGAAUCCCUUUUUUGGACUACUGUCAAGGUGAGAGAAUCUGAGUGUUUUUAUAAGCUCAGUGACUCAGGUUUGAGUGUCAUGAGAAACUUUGAAUGCAGAUGAACAAAAGAACAAUAGAAAACAUGUUUCCUACUAGAAAUUAUCAUGUUGUCUCUCUUGGGUUGGGGGCUUUUAAUUCUUAUGAUUUGUAAUUACACAAUGGCCUGAAAUGAUUGUAGAUUAUCACGAUUACAGUCUUAUUUCAUCUCUUCUGAG
Molecule: messenger RNA, 862 nt
Organism: Ilex paraguariensis (yerba mate)
Lineage: Eukaryota; Viridiplantae; Streptophyta; Magnoliopsida; Aquifoliales; Aquifoliaceae
Source: the annotation of a GenBank genome assembly